AUGUCCCCUUUCAAUUUACAAAAAUGCGCCCGCCCCAAUAUAUUGGCCCUGCAACCGUAUCGGUGCGCCAGAGAUGACUACAAAGAUGACGGAACCAAGGUCCUGCUCGACGCGAAUGAAAAUGCUUUUGGCCCAUCCAUCGCACCGGACGAUGCGCAGGCUAUCCUGGGGCAAGGCACCACCACGGGUGGUCCGGACCUGGACCUCCUGGGCCUGCACAGGUAUCCCGACCCUCACCAAACCGACCUAAAGCAACUGCUGUGCAACCUGCGCAACACAAAGGUGCACACUUCGGGGACGCUGCUGCCCGAGAAUCUCUUCGUCGGCGUGGGCAGCGACGAGGCCAUCGACGGCCUGCUGCGGUGCUUCUGCGUCCCAGCACGGGACCGCAUCCUGGUCUGCCCGCCCACAUACGGCAUGUACUCAGUCUCGGCGCAGGUCAACGACGUCGGCCUCGUCAAGGUGCCGCUGCUCCCCGCACCGGACUUUGCGCUCGACACCGACGCCGUCCUCGCGGCGCUGUCGGCCCCGGACGCCGACACCAUCAAGCUGGUCUAUCUCUGCUCGCCCGGUAACCCCACCGCGUCGCUUCUGGCCAAGGAGGACGUCAAGCGCGUGAUGGAGCACCCGACGUGGAACGGCGUCGUUGUGCUGGACGAGGCUUACGUCGACUUUGCGCCCGACGGCACCUCCCUCGCUGAGUGGGUACUUGAGUGGCCCAACCUGGUUGUCAUGCAGACCUUCUCCAAGGCCUUUGGCCUGGCCGGCAUCCGCCUCGGCGCCGCCUUUGCCUCGGCCGAGAUCGCCAGCCUGCUCAACUCUCUCAAGGCGCCCUACAACAUCUCCAGCCCGACCAGCGCACUGGCUUCGUAUGCAGCAUCGCCCAAAGGUCUGGCCGCGAUGCGGGCGAGCCGGGAAAAGAUCAUACAGCAGCGGGAUCGACUCAUUGCCGAGCUGGCCAAAACUGAAGGUAUUGGCAGGUUGAUGGGAGGUACGGCUAGCAAUUUCUUGCUCUACGAGAUACUCAAUGCUCAAGGGCAGCCGGACAACGCUACUGCUCUUGCUGUCUACGAGAAAUUGGCCGAGUCGAGAGGUGUGGUGGUGCGCUUCCGGGGUAAGGAGCACGGAUGUCUUGGUUGCCUGAGAAUAACGGUUGGCACUGAGGAUGAGGUCACAAGGUUUCUCGCUUCACUCAAGGACAUUCUGGCUCAGGUCCGGGGUUGA
Molecule: messenger RNA, 1224 nt
Organism: Pyricularia pennisetigena
Lineage: Eukaryota; Fungi; Ascomycota; Sordariomycetes; Magnaporthales; Pyriculariaceae
Exons: 2
Coding region: 1-1224 (407 amino acids)
Biological process (GO): L-histidine biosynthetic process
Molecular function (GO): pyridoxal phosphate binding; L-histidinol-phosphate:2-oxoglutarate transaminase activity
Source: RefSeq, a predicted model, not a curated record